This is a messenger RNA of Bufo gargarizans (Asiatic toad), 8020 nucleotides long. RefSeq names its product histone deacetylase 4 (gene HDAC4). The coding region runs from base 276 to 3479 and encodes 1067 amino acids. Lineage: Eukaryota; Metazoa; Chordata; Amphibia; Anura; Bufonidae. The record is from RefSeq and is a predicted model, not a curated record. Gene Ontology annotation, cellular component: histone deacetylase complex. The transcript is spliced from 27 exons. Gene Ontology annotation, biological process: chromatin organization; negative regulation of transcription by RNA polymerase II. Gene Ontology annotation, molecular function: histone deacetylase activity.
GUCGGCCGCUCGGAGCCUCGGGUAGAACAGGAGGAUUUGUGAGAGACCAGGGAUAGACAGAAGCUAGGCCUGGGAGCUCGGGGAGUUCGCUGGGACCGGCGGGAUUGCGAGUGCGCUGUACAGGUCGUCUCAUUUGGAAACCCUCUCUAGUGGCUUCAUGUUGGCGAUCCUGGAUUGUCUUCACCCUGCGGUGGCUCUUUCAUGUACUUUCCCUUAGCCACUUUCCUGCUCGUUGGAUCUGGUUGUAAUUCCUUGAAGACUCCUCUUGGCCUGACAUGAGCUCCCAGACUCAUCCAGAUGGAAUAUCUGGUCGGGACCAACCAGUGGAGCUUCUAACGCAGACUCGUGCCAAACACAUGCCAAGCACUGUUGAUGUAAGUGCUGCAUUGCCACUCCAAGUGGCUUCCGGCACUCUUCCUAUGGACCUUCGACUGGAUCCCCAAUAUCCCAUCUCUGGGUCAGAUGGCAUCGGGAGGGAGCAGCAGCUGCAGCAAGAACUACUGGCACUGAAGCAGAAGCAGCAAAUCCAGCGGCAGCUUCUCAUAGCAGAGUUUCAGAGGCAACAUGAGCAGUUGUCCAGACAACACGAAGCCCAAUUACACGAGCAUGUAAAGCAGCAACAAGAGCUUCUUGCUAUGAAACAUCAGCAGGAGCUUCUGGAGCACCAGAGGAAACUGGAGCAACAUCGGCAGGAGCAAGAGAUGGAAAAACAGCAACGGGAACAAAAACUCAUGCAGCUAAAGAAUAAAGAGAAGGGAAAAGAAAGCGCCGUUGCAAGCACUGAAGUCAAAAUGAAGUUGCAGGAAUUUGUCCUGAAUAAGAAGAAAGCUCUCGCCCACCGGAGCCUCAAUCACUGUAUGUCUAGUGACCCUCGCUUUUGGAAGACGCAGCACAGCUCUCUGGACCAGAGUCCCCCACCUCAAGGCGGAGUGUCCGGCUCAUACCACCAUCCUGUUCUUGGAAUGUACGACUCAAAGGAUGACUUUCCAUUAAGAAAGACAGCAUCUGAACCUAAUUUGAAGUUGCGCUCAAGACUGAAACAAAAGGUGGCAGAGCGCAGGAGCAGCCCUUUAUUAAGACGGAAAGAUGGUCCUGGUGUCACUACUCUGAAAAAGCGUCCUCUGGAUGUAUCCGACUCUGCUUGUAACAGCGCUCCUGGUUCCGGCCCCAGCUCUCCCAACAACAGCUCAAGCAACAUCACUACUGAGAACGGCAUUUCUGGGCCUUUAGGCAUUCAGUCUGAGGUGUCAUUGGCUCACAGGCUGGUAAGCAGAGAGGGGUCUGUCACCCAGCUGCCGCUCUAUACCUCACCAUCUUUACCCAACAUUACCCUUGGGCUGCCUGCCAGUGGAUCUGCCAAUGGUGCUUCUGGACAGGACUCUGAACGCCUUUCCCUGUCUAAUAUCCAACAACGACUCUCCUUAUUUCCUGCUGCUCACCUUACUCCAUACCUUGGUGCCGACGCAGCAAGCUCCCAUAACUCCCUUCUGCAGCAUAUGGUCCUUCUGGAGCAGCCCAAUGCGCAGAGCCCCUUAGUGACAGGGUUGGGUGCACUUCCUCUUCACUCCCAGUCCUUAGUGUCCACUGAUCGCGUAUCCCCCACUAUCCACAAGUUGCGUCAGCACCGCCCAUUGGGCCGUACACAGUCUGCGCCGCUGCCUCAAAAUUCUCACGCUCUGCAGCACUUGGUCAUCCAGCAGCAGCACCAGCAGUUCCUUGAGAAGCACAAACAGCAAUUCCAGCAGCAGCAGCAACUACACCUCAACAAGAUGAUUCCUAAAGUCAAUGAGGUUUCACGACAACAUGAAAGCCACCCUGAGGAAACCGAAGAGGAGCUGCGUGAGCAUCAGGCCAUCCAUGAGGACUCGUAUAUAGAGCAUGGAUCUGAUCAUAAGGAGCAGAACCUUGGAGGUGUUGUGCGUGUGAAGCAGGAAAGAGAGGAAAGCGAAGAUGAAGCCAGCACGCAGGAGCUAGAACAGAGUUCACCUUAUGCUGAGCAAGACCUUCUCUUCAGACAGCAAACGCUUUUGUUGGAGCAGCAACGCAUACACCAGCUGAGGAACUAUCAAGCCUCCAUGGAAGCUGCUGGUGUUGUCGUACAUUUUGGCGGACAUAGACCACUGUCAAGGGCCCAAUCUUCUCCAGCUUCUGCAUCAUUUCCCAUGUCUGUUCAAGAAACGCCCACCAAACCACGAUUCACUACAGGCCUUGUCUAUGACACGUUGAUGCUGAAACAUCAGUGCAUCUGCGGGAACACAAAUAGCCAUCCUGAGCAUGCUGGCCGUAUACAAAGCAUCUGGUCAAGGCUACAAGAGACUGGUCUUAGGAGCAUGUGCGAGUGUAUACGGGGCAGAAAAGCCACUUUGGAAGAGCUUCAGACUGUCCACUCGGAGGCACACUCUCUGCUCUAUGGCACUAACCCUUUGAAUCGACAGAAGUUGGAGGGAUCUUUGACCUCCAUCUUCGUCCGUCUCCCAUGUGGAGGGGUUGGGGUGGACAGUGAUACCAUUUGGAAUGAGGUCCACUCCUCUGGGGCCGCUCGACUCGCAGUGGGAUGCGUUGUGGAACUUGCUUCCAAGGUGGUAGCUGGAGAGUUGAAGAAUGGCUUUGCUGUGGUUCGACCUCCUGGUCACCAUGCAGAAGAGAGCACGCCAAUGGGUUUUUGCUACUUCAAUUCUGUGGCAAUAACAGCGAAGCUUCUCCAGCAAAGGUUCAAUGUUGGGAAAACUUUGAUUGUGGAUUGGGAUGUACAUCAUGGUAAUGGUACCCAGCAGGCUUUCUACGCAGACCCUAGUGUCCUUUACAUAUCACUUCAUCGCUACGAUGACGGAAACUUCUUCCCCGGCAGUGGGGCACCUGAUGAGGUCGGCACUGGGGCUGGUGUGGGGUUCAAUGUGAACAUGGCUUUUACCGGCGGCUUAAAUCCACCCAUGGGUGAUGCAGAGUACUUGGCCGCUUUCAGGACUGUGGUGCUGCCGAUCGCUAAGGAGUUUGCCCCAGAAGUUGUUCUGGUGUCUGCAGGUUUCGAUGCUGUAGAAGGGCAUCCAGCUCCUCUGGGAGGGUACAUGGUUUCUGCCAAAUGUUUUGGAUACCUGACAAAACAGCUUAUGGGGUUGGCUGGAGAUCGUGUUAUCCUCGCCCUGGAGGGGGGCCAUGAUCUGACAGCGAUCUGUGAUGCUUCUGAAGCCUGUGUGUCUGCUUUGCUUGGCAAUGAGUUGGAGCCGCUCCCCGAGGCUGUGUUACAGCAGAGACCAAACGGCAACGCCGUGAGCUCCAUGGAGAAAGUCAUUCAGAUCCAGAGUGAAUACUGGCCUUGUCUGCAUCAACUUUCCUCCUCCGUCUCAUAUUCACUUGUUGAGGCUCAGAAAUGCGAGAGUGAAGAAGCGGACGCGGUGACGGCGAUGGCGUCCCUGUCUGUGGGCGUCCAUCCAGAGCGAAGGACUGAGGAUGAACCGAUGGAUGAAGAACCCCCACUGUAGCAAAGUGACUGGUGAUUGUCCGUUGUGUAAUUCCGUACAUUUGUUGGGGGCUGCCCCCUCCAAUUUCUCCGCCUGUGCUCUGUCUGCAGGAAGACGAGCAGCGACAUGGAUGUAAAGAACUCUGUGUACAUCACAUCCACAGAACCACAAAUGGCAGCGCACUGUACAAUGCACAGCCGCACUGUGCCGUUCCUGGAUGCAAGAGGCACUGCUCUUUCAGGAGCCACUGGCAGCUCUUGCCAAAAAUAUUUUAUUUUCUUCAUGAUUUUUUUUUUUUUUAACAAAUACUAAUUCAAAGAAAAACAAGGAUAAAGUGACCUCUGCAGGUGUCCUCACAAACAGUUUUGGUGCUUUAACUUUCUGCAGCAGAUUUAGAAGGAUCCGGUGUGCGCUGAAAGGAGGGUGACCAUGCUGCGCGGGCACUUGUAUAAACCACUCGGUUUAGCCUGUUUUUCAAAUGUUUUUUUUUCUUCAUAAUGGGGUAUAUGCAGUGGACUAAAGAGAUCCUCUGGAGCCUGUUUAUCACAAUGGGGGACGUUUGACUCUGGAACAGAAGCGGGAGGAAGGAUUGUGCCUUGUCCAUGGAUGGAACACACUUUUUUUUUUUUUCCAUUUGAAUGGUUUUAUUCCUUUAUUGUUUCUAAGGAGUUGAAGGACUUGCCUUAAUAUAACAUCUGUAACCCACAGAAGAUGUGGAGUAACGUUACACGAGCCCUUGUGUGCUCUCAUUGAUCCGAUGCUAUGACGUGGUAGUGAUGGCUAACGGCAGUCGUCUUUGUAUUCUUUUUUUUUUUUCAUUUCUCAAGUUGCAUGUCGUAAAAAACAUACGAUGACCGGACUGUGUCCUCACCUGUGAACUGGUCUCUGCAAACAGAAACUUUAAUGGCAACUGACGAUGUAUUUUGUUUAGGUGCAUUUCACCAUGUGGAGAUGGAGGAUAUGGCCUCUCACUGUGCAGGUAGCAUGCACUGCCUGCGCCAAUUCCUUUUUAAAUGGCUUUUUUUUUUUUUUUUUUUAUAUCACGUUGGGGAAAACUCUUUGAGCAAGCUCAUCGCAGCCAUCAAGCAGUUCAUUUCCAGUUCCCAUUUCAUUUUUAGUAGUAAUUCAAAGCUUUAUUCACGUUAAUUUUUUUUAAUGUGAGGAAUGUUUCUCGUGGUAUUUUUAUUUUUUUUAGGUAUUUUUUAUUUUUUUUUAGUUUUUUUCGGGGGAUAAUUUAGAUUCCAAAUAACGCCCUCUGAUCUUCCCACCGAGACUUCCUGUAUGUAUCUGCGAUGUGGGGAUGGUGUCGGGGGCGAUGGAAGGACGACCAUAAAGACUGAUUAGGAGCGCUCCUCCGGUUGUACUUGGGUAACGGGGGGGGGGAACACCUUACCUCACUUGUUACCAGAUCAGAGAGCUGUUACUGAGACUUUUAUUUUCUUAAGGAGACCAACAAUGUACUGUACGUGAGCCUUGCUCCUGGGAUUGCAUGUAGGGAGCAGGGUGCUCUCAGUCUUGGAUAUAACCUCAAUAUAGCACUUAUUAUCCAUACUGAGAGUUGUGGCUGAAUUUUCCAGCAGCAUGUGACUCGCACCCAUUGCCUAACAGAUUCCUGGGAUGAACCCCCUUACCGUAAGGGGAACAGCGCCGUGCUGCCUAGCAGCAGCAGUUUUCCUGUGUUCCUCGACAGCUGCUUCUUGGAUUUGGCUGUGUUUUGAAGGGUUCUCCAGGGACUGUGCUGCAGGCUGCACCUUUACAUAUGUUGUUUCCUGUCCUGGUAACACAUGACAUGUUUCGGAGUGAUAGCCAGGGGGCCUCCGAGUGCCCCUGCUCUGUGUGUCGGGACUUUCACAUUGUGCCCUUACUGUGUGUAUUUAUUAUUAAUUUCAUGGCCGUUCUGUAACUACACUACAGCCUGUGACUGCACAAAACAGCACCGCACUGCACCAAACAGUCUUUUUAUUUUUAUUUUUUUGGUCUCACUGUGUGUGGUACUUGCAGUCCCCUCCUCCGCUUCAUAUGCACCCAUUUUUUUUGCCUUCUGAGCCCAAAACUACAUGCAAAGUAUUGUCAUCAAUGUCACCUAAGCUCAUGAGGUUUUGACUGCUCUGCAUUGAAUUUCUUGCAUUUAAGGUCCUGAUGUAUUACGCAUGCUUAUGGCAUGUACGCCUAGACAGAGGGUACACUGGACUGUCUCUGAAAGGUGUAUACAGGUGUCUGAUUGUAGUCCAUUCAUGUGCCGGACAACACAUUUCCACAUUGUUUGUAUUACACAAACAUCCAAAAUAGUCAUAUCCAUUGCUAGAGACCGCAUCAUAACCAGGCUUUAUGCUGGAAUGUUUUUUAUUAUUAUUAUUAUUCAUAAAUUCUAUACCGAAUACAUCUUUCAGAGCUCGGAUAGUUGAUAACUUUACAGGGUAUCUUUCAAGCUCCCAAGAAGUGUUUUCCGGUUUCGUAGUGGGCGUCAUACAGUUGGCAUGCAAAAAGUGGGUCCGUUUCUCUGGUGAUGUCGGAGGUGCAUCGGGGGCUACUUUCCUAGACAUUACCCUUUUCUUUCACUUUGAAUUUCAUUCCUUGCUUUAUUUCCUUUGUUAUAUUUUUUUAUACCCUGCACACGCUACAUUUCCACUCAUUCCAUGUUUUACACAUGUAUCAUUUUGUGUGUGCAAGGGAGGGGCCACACUCCUAUUUCUGGGCAUUGACCUCCCUAUAGAUAAAAAAUAAAAUAUAUAUAAAGAUAAUUAUAUAUAGAAAUAUAUAUAUAUGAAUCUAUUUUUCUAGAUUUUACUAUAUACUUUGAGGUUGCAUGAAUCAAGCACAGCUCAGCCCUAUGUUGUGUAGUCGGUCACAUUGCUGUGCGAGACGGAAAGGAAAGGGCAGAGAAUAUGGGGGAGUUGACUGUACCUCAUAUUGAGAAAGGCACUUGUUUUAUUAUUUUAUGUGGCUCAAUCUCAGAGUAUUGUGUUAGGCUGAGUGUUUUUAUUUUCUAUAUUUAAAUAAAAAAAAAGGGUUUGUCCAGUAGUAGGGAAAAAAAGUUUUUUAAAAAAGUUUUUUUCCAGAAACUGCACCACCCCGCCGAUACGCUCUAAUACCAGACACAGCGUAUAGACAGGAGUGGCUUUGUUUCUGUUAAAACAAAAAAAUAUCCAAUUUUUCUUAUGCUGAACAACCCCUUUAAGUAAACAUUAACUGUCUGCAAAUAUAUUUGAACAUGGCAUGAAUUAAAAAAAAAACAUAUUCCUGCUCAAUGUACGCAGGGAUAUGGAGAUGAGUGGACAUUUUACAUAGAAAGAAGGUGGCGCUGGUGCAAGGAAUUGCAUUAGUAUUGCAACUUUGUGCCUGUAAUGGCAUGAGCAUAUAUGAGUUUCUAGACUAAAACACUAUAAGGGGCAGGUAGUAGAGGCUACGGCCCUGUGGUAGACACUGUGCACCUUCUCUUAGCAGCCAGAGAGCAUGUUCGAUACUUAAGUCCCUUGCAUCCGUUUGCACGCCUUCUCUGCCAUAUUGUUCUAUCAUGUGCUGUUUCCUAUUUCUUAAGGUGGUCUGCUGUGCGUUCUCCAGUCGUAGUGACCAUCGCUAUGUUCAUAGGGUGCUAGUGAUUUGUGGAGUGCGCCCCUUUGGAGAUGGUGCAGUUUUGGCAGUACAGAUAAUGUUACUCCAAUGUUCUUUUAUUGUCACCAUGAGAAUGACUAGUUCAGGUGGUGCCAGCAAGUCUCCCCAUCCCCUUUUCCCUAUUUGUGUUUUUUAUUAUUCCCAGCAUCAUCAGAAACACUUAUGACCUGACAUAAUAGAAGACAAUGAAUAGGUUUGCCUGCCCGUCUCCUCCCCUGACAUUUCAUGGCUAUGAGCUGCCACCUUUUGUCUGUCUGUGACUGUAUGUUUACUUCGGAGGUGACCCUCUCAUAACGGGCAGGAGCAAUCGCUGCCUUUUUUAUUUUUAUUUUUUACAUGGGGGUGUGACCAUGCCCACCCCACGCUGCCAACGCACUGUGUUUAAAGGAAGGAAAAUGAAACCCCUCUAGCAAAGAGUUGAUUUGUGUGCUGCGUCCUGAAUGGGGCCAGCUUUUCUCAUACAGACUGGAAAAAGGGAUUACAUAUGUGUCUGGGGUGUGACUUUCCAUAUUCUGAGGGUGACAAGCGUGUGUAUAUAAUUAUAUAUACAUAAUAUAAAUAUAUAUAAAACUAUAAACUUUAGAGAAUCUGAUGCAUCAUUUACCAGGUCUUUCAUGCAGAUCUGUCUUGACAGUUUUAUAACUAUGAAUCCUUUGGGACACUUUGCAUUCACCUGCAUUUUCUUUGUCAGGUUUCAGCCCAUUGUUACAGAAAUCUGGGCGUUUUUCUGCCACUUUUCUGUUCCUCUGUAGAAGCUGAACACUGAUUUUGUUUUUUCCUUUUUAUUUUAUAUUGUUUGCUAUUUUUUAUCUACUUUUUCCACUGACUGUGUAUUUUUUUUUUCUGUGACAAGGAUGUUGGAUUUGAACUUUCUUAGCAGUGCAGUAUUUUCUACCACAUGAUGGCAGCGUGUUACUCUUGUGAUGUAAAUAAAAGAAAUGUUACCUAUU